AUGAGUGAUAGGCUUAUAAAAUUAGUACUUAGAAACUAUUUAAGUAGCCCAGAUGAUAAAUCUGGUGCUACAGCCCUGCAGCUUCUCCAAACGGAUUCUCAAGCUUUAGAUCUUAGCGGCAGUUUUGAAUUGCUAUCACAGUUGAAUACCAGAGUACUCACACUCAUACAAUCACGCAAUCAAUAUGAGAGGUCAUUAGGCUUACAAAUAGCUAUUUUAUGGGUAAAUGAGCGUGUUUCUUCACUCGAUUGUAUCCGUCAAUUUGGAAAACAGUGGAUUGAGAAGGCGUUAGCCAUCGUGAAUAGAGCAAAUGAUGAGAAAGCAACUAUGAAGUUAGCACUUGAGCUCACAACAGUUAUAUUCAGCUCUGCUACUCGUUUGCCAGAAUUUAGUAGGAACGUUACACAACCGCUCGCUGUCAAAUAUGCUCAGAAAUUGCUCGAUAUACUUAAGCAUCGUUCAGAUUUACAAAUUGAUGCAAUAAACGCUAUCAGCGAUCAUUUGACAACCCACUCAAGUUCAUUUAGACCACAAUUAAACGCACUUAAUGCUCAAGUAGUAGCUUUGUUAGCAAAGUCACCAGAUAAUGCAAACCAGAAACAUGUUGAUGCCGUCGCACGUCUUUAUUCCACUUCUGCGCGCGCGGCUGGAAAGGCUAAUGUCUCUCAAACUUUGAAAAAAUUGAUAGAGACGACUCUCAAGAGUAUCGAAAAGGAUGUUGGUAUGGUUAUGGGCGAUUUAUUCGGCAGCUCAAUAAAGAGCGACGAUUUGAAGCUUGACCAAACGAGAGCUCCUAGUGGUGAUUUACUUCAUGAUGCACCAUUUUUGGUCAGACGCGUUGGUGUUUUGUUUUACUCUAUUUGUAAAGCUUUGUCUGGCAGCAAUGACACCUACAUAGCCAUCCCCGUCGGCUCUAUUGUCGCCCUCUGCACUCGCAUAUUGCACCUUACACCUGCAACCAUCAAGGAGAACUCGAAUAAAGAGGAGAGUGUCCUACGUGUAAGUAGCUCCGUGCAGCUCAUAUCAUACGCAUCGGGAUUGUUGGCCCAACUUGCUCAAUUAGUCGGGACUGCUCUGACACCACAUGUUAAUACGGUCCUCAAUGCUGUUGCUUUCCAUCUCUCCUCAACAGAUUUGAACGGGAAUGUCAAACAUGUACUUCUUGAACUCGCAACGAAUCUCACUCAAUCUGGUGCAGCAUUCAAUGUCGACAACGUACACAUGGUGCGUAUAUUCAAGGCAACACUUCGUACACUCGCUAUGACAAAUCCAGUCAAGCAGACUGUCACAGCCACAACAGCCAAGUCUGCGAAAGGAAAGAAGCGUUCGCGCAAUCAGUUCGAAGCUGACGAAGCAUUUGCUGGAAGUGUCAAAUUGACGACAUUGAAUGUUAAAACAUUGACAGCGGCAUUCAAAUUUAUCGAGUGUGCUUUGCAUACCGUUCCGAGCGUCGAGACACUCGCCCUUAAAAUCGUUGUUGCGCUUGCCUUGGACCAAGAUUGGAGAGCACUCAUGCCAGAUGAUUCAGCAGCCGACUCAGUCUGGAGUGCUAUAAAGAGAAUUGUUGUGAGCAAGCACGCAUUGACUACACCAAUGUCGAGCUGGAUUGUCGAAGUCACUGGAUCGAAUCCUCUCUUGGAUGUUCUAGUACAUCCAGCAGCACCAGCACCAAUUAUACAUGCUGACGUAGAAGACAAGCGCUACAAUAUCAAGAAGGAGUUGCAUACCAUUAAGCUGGCUCUUGGCGGUGUUGGUAAUGUAACCACAGAAGAUGAGGAAGAAGAUGAGGAAAAAGAGGAGGUAGAAGAGGGAGAGAGUAUUAACGAUAAAGAAGCAGGUAAAGACAAGGAUGAAGAUGAAAUCAUGCAGGAUGAAGAGAAAGUAGAAAAAGAAGUCGCGAAGGAAAUUCAGUCAGUAAUUGAACCACAAAGCAGAGCUAGCGCCAGUGGAGAUCUCGAGUUUGCGGUUCCAAAAGAUGAACCCAAACCUGUAGAGAGUAUCACGACUGCUAGACCACCUCCAGUAGAAUCGAGCAAAUCGUUUACUAAACCGCUACCAAUUAGCAAGGAUGAAGAUGAAAGCGAGGAUGAAGAAAUGCCUUCUAUUGAUAUAGACUAGAUAUUGUAUCCUUAAUAGAAUUAUUUAAUAUUUU
This is a messenger RNA of Wallemia mellicola CBS 633.66, 2152 nucleotides long. RefSeq lists its product as hypothetical. Lineage: Eukaryota; Fungi; Basidiomycota; Wallemiomycetes; Wallemiales; Wallemiaceae. Gene Ontology annotation, biological process: rRNA processing. The record is from RefSeq and is a predicted model, not a curated record. The coding region runs from base 1 to 2118 and encodes 705 amino acids. Gene Ontology annotation, cellular component: nucleus. The transcript has 4 exons.